Molecule: messenger RNA, 2538 nt
Organism: Penicillium soppii
Lineage: Eukaryota; Fungi; Ascomycota; Eurotiomycetes; Eurotiales; Aspergillaceae
Exons: 5
Coding region: 1-2538 (845 amino acids)
Biological process (GO): DNA-templated transcription; positive regulation of transcription from RNA polymerase II promoter by galactose
Cellular component (GO): nucleus
Molecular function (GO): RNA polymerase II cis-regulatory region sequence-specific DNA binding; zinc ion binding; DNA-binding transcription factor activity, RNA polymerase II-specific
Source: RefSeq, a predicted model, not a curated record
AUGCCUCCGAAAGGCGGGAUCUCUAAGCGAGAGACACCUCGUCGGCGCAAAAUCGCUUUGGCUUGUGAAUCUUGUCGAGACAAAAAGGUCCGGUGCGAUGGCGAAAAGCCGAUUUGUGGACCAUGUGCUCGUCGCUCGUAUACCGUUCAGCAGUGUGUAUACAAGCUUGAUAAUGCGAGGUCUGCCAGCAAUGAUGAGUACUUGAAGAUUCUCCAUGCGCGCAUUCGAGAAUUAGAGGAAACAUGUGUAAAGGGGGGUGUUGCUGUACCGCCUGAGUCAUCGCAACAUGGAGAUUACAGGGCAUCAGAGAGUCAAAUGGACGAAGAUGUGCAUCUGGAUCCUCUGGAUACAGAAUCACGGACCUCUGCUGCAGCAGAAGGAUUACUUGGCUUGGGUUCGACCCCUGCUUUAUCAGGCCCAAGUCCUAUGUCAACGAACUCUACUUUCCAACCACCCAAGCUCCCAGCACAAAGGAACAUAUCCGAAGCGGAAGAGACCUACCGCACUCCGCGCGCCUCUCAUUCAUCUCCCGACGCUGCGCGGCCCAGAGCAGGAAGUAUCUACCCUUCACCAUCUCUUAACUCGCAUGGAAAUGUCACUGCUAUGGGUGCCAUCUCUGUUGCAGAAGACGACCAAGGCACAGACUCUCCGCGAGAGCAACAAUACUACGGCAAUUCUUCAGUGGCUUCCUUUAUGCGUCUGGCAGGGGAGUCGAUGCCUUUGCAGUCAUAUAUGGCCGCCCUACGCGAGAGUAAGAAUGAACCUUCCAGAGCCCAAGGCCCUGAAACCGGUCUCUGGCGAGAUCUAGGCCAUCCCUCCGUGGAUCUUCGAUUCGACGACUUUUCUCUACCACCUCGAUCGCUGGCAGACCACCUGCUCGAAUGCUACUGGGACAGAGUCCACUGUCUAUUUCCAUUUUUCCACCGUCCAAGUUUCGAGCAGGCAUACGAAAACCUCUGGGGGUCGAAUAAAUCACCCAAACCUGAACUGCCUCAGCUCAACAUUGGACUUGGUGGAGCUUACGAUUGUGGUCCAAAUUCUAUGGUCUUUCAUUGCGCACUUAACUGCAUUUUUGCGCUCGGGUGCCAUUUCUCUGAUAUCCCACCUGCUGAGCGAGAAGCAGCAGUUUACUCCUUCUUCUUGCGCGCAAAGCGCUUCGUCAACCUUGACCUUCUGGACAUAGGUACUAUUGGGGUGGUUCAGACACUUCUCAUUGUUUCACUUCUUCUACAAAGCACCCCUUACCCCAAUCGUUGCUGGAAUGCAAUCGGUCUGGCGUGUCGAGCAGGCCAGGGGCUAGGAUUGCACGAGACAACCACUCACGCUUCGAAUAAACCACUUGAGACGGAAAUUCGUCGGCGGACUUGGCAUAGUUGCGUCAUUAUGGACAUGAUUGUGAGCAUGACCCACGGAAGACCGAGCAUGACUUCUCAUAUUUCACCCGUGCCAUUACCCGAGAUGGGGGUUGAUUCCCAUGCAGCAGAUCCUUGUGAGCUUAGCGGACAGCCUUGCGAUCAUAAAAUGGGUUAUAUGACUUUUUACGUCUCAACUAUCGAGCUGUACAAAAUUCUCGAGUCUAUUUUAUCUGAAGUUUACAACGCCUGGCAAAGUCGAUCGAAUAACACUCGCACCACUUCCCCACGCGGCUCGAAGCUGUGUAGUCUUGACGUGCUGAUGGAACUUGACGAUAGGCUCUCUGCGUAUGAAUCUAAUGUGCCUAAACCCCUGAACUGGACAAAAGAGCCGUUACAACGCUCGGGAAGCGGUAAUAUAUCCAUCUUCAAGCGCCAGCAAAACGUCUUGCGAGCUAGAGCCAUACAUCUUCGCCUCCUUUUAUAUCGCCCUAUGUUCACGCAAUUGUGCUCCGAUGAACGGGCAAGUUCUUCGCGACGCCCUGAUGUUGACCCCGCAGAUAGAAUCAGUGCAGCAUCCACGGAGAAGAAUUUGAUCUACUCUUCAGUUUUCUCCAAAUGUGCUGCAUCUUGCGUCAUGGCAGCCAUAGACCUAGUCUCACUGGUCCACCAGACAUAUCGAACAAGUGUAACCGAUGCAUGGUGGUAUAAUGGGUUUUAUACCUCGACUGCAGGGUUUAUAUUGAUAAUGUCAUACUCCUGCCACUCGAUACGCGAACAGGUUGAUUCGCAGAUCGUAGAUGAGAGCUGGCGCAAGUGUGAAGAGAUAUUGGCUUUCAUGGCCAUGUUCAGUCUUUCUGCUCGCAACUCGCUGCAAUUUUUACAAGUGACACACCAACAUAUCGCUCAAAAUUACUCAACGACUUCUCGAGCCGGUGAUACUACGUCUCUUGCUGCUACGCAGAUGCAACAACGGAGCAGUCAGUUCCCGACUCGAGUUGAUGCUUCGUCUCAGCCUACAGAGUCAGUGUCUGAAGAACACGCUUUUCGCCAGGAGCCUAACAAUAUGGACAUGAAUCCUUUUACAACCUGGGAUGAGAUGGGCUUGGGCCAAGAAGAGUUCGGAUUUCUUGGUAGAUUCGAUUUGCCGGAUCUUGCAAGCUGGUUCAACGAUAUACCGCCUUGA